UCUGAUUCUCCCUCCGGAAGGCCCUUUAAUUGUACAGUAGCCUGGUGUUUUACUGCUUCCUUCUCCACAGUGGCAUAGAGGACAACUCUCAGUUGUCGAAGCCACAGACGCCAGACUGACACAGAGGAACUGCCCCCUGACAAGAGGAAAUUAAACUUCUCUGAUUCAGUUCAUUUAGAGGACACCUUGGAUCCAUUAGUUUUGAACUUUGUGGCUGGAAUGCAUGAGAGCUCAUUUCUGUGGAGAGUUGCUGUCUCUCUUUAGCAGUUAUCUGGGAUUUUUGGAGCUGUAAUCAUGGGCUUUGGAUUAUGGGUCAUGCUGGAUAAUCAGAGUUUUAUCACGGUUUUACACGAGUCCUCCACAACGCUGAAAGUUGGAGCCUACAUCUUGAUUGGGAUAGGAUCACUGUCCAUGAUAAUAGGUUUCCUGGGCUGCAUCGGUGCCAUUUAUGAGGUCCGCUGCCUUCUUGGACUGUACUUCACCUGUCUCCUCCUCAUCCUCAUUGCCCAGGUGACAGCCGCUGUCCUCAUCUACUUCCAGCGAGACCUGCUGAAACAUGAGAUGUCCACUAUUGUGAACAAAAUUCUGGUGAACUACACCGGUCAUAACAAGACAUCUGAGCACGCCUGGGAUUACCUCCAGAGAACGAUGAAGUGCUGUGGUUGGACUGGACCAUCUAACUGGACGGAGAACAUCUUGAUAAAGAGUGAAAACAAUUCCAAGAAUCUGUAUCCAUGUUCCUGCAGAAAUGUAUCCAUCAGUGGCACGGAUUUGAAAGAAACAGGCCUGUGUGUUACUUUGUCUCCUGAGUGGCCUGUCUUCACUACGGGUUGUAUAUCUAGUGUGGAGGACUGGUUCCUGAGGAACUGUGGAGUCAUUCUCGGGGUCUGUGUUGGAAUAGCAGUGAUUGAGCUUUUAGGGAUGAUCCUAUCCAUGUGCCUGUGCAAGACCGUCCAACAGGAGGAUUACACCAAAGUACCUAAAUACUGAGAGCAGCGCCCCCUUCAGUGACUCAGUGUUACAGCCUCUGCACACCAGCAGAACAACUGGAACAAAACAGACCAGACACCAUCUGGUCACACACACAUACACUUUUUCCACUUCAUUAUCCCCUUUAAACAUUGAAACAUCACCCUGUAUGGGAUCAACAGAUUUUUGAUUGUUGUAUCUCUUUGUUUUAAAGAAACUAGUGUUAUAUAGAUGGAUCUUUUUCUUGUUCGUACUCUGCAGGGUCUGAAUAGCUUUAUAUUUGAUCUCUCACUCUUGCGUAGUUAUACUGUACGCUGACUAGUUUUCAUCGUUAGUUAAAUCUGAGAGCACUUUAGUGAAUAGAGAGUUGGGAAAGAGCUUUUAGCUAAAUAUUUGUAUAAACAGAGGGGAAAAUCUACACCUGUUUUAUCUUUUUUUUUUUUUUUUUUUUUUUUUUGUAUGACAAUUGUGUACUUUCAGUUCACUUAUGUAUAUAUCAAUACUUCAGUGAGGUUUGUUCUUAGUGAAUAACUACUUAUCUUAGUUAUCGCAGCACUUAAUGAUGGCUUUUCCGUGCAUGUUAUUAGCCGGGUUGGGUCACUCAGGGUGGAGGCAGGUGCGGUAUGGGUAAAGAUGGCUGCGGUUGAGGAGUCUAGAAUGGCGUACUGUAGUGCUUCUUGUGGUUUUCAAGCGAGUCGGCCUACAUCGCUCUGUGGAUCAGGGUGUGUAUGUGGAUUUAGGCUGUGCGCGUAUCCCACGGUUCCUUACGCUGUGCUGGUGUGGGUUAAACAGCUGUGCAUGUGUGUCGAUGACAGAUCCUGCUGACUAGCUUCAGCUGUAGGCUGCGGGACCAGAGCAAAAUCCACAGAUGUGACAUCUGUCUUCCUGUUACUGACCCAUUUCAGCUGAACCAAAAGUUGUGUAAGGCUUUGCGUUUCUACUUUUUAAUAUUUUUAUGUUUUUAUUACUUCAUGUGAAGCUGAUGUAAACUGCUUUUUGAAUUAAGCAAGCCUGGUGUUUAAACCCGGCUUAUUUAAUUCGAAGGCGUUUCUGAGGAAUAGUUUUAGUUUUGUCGGUAGUGUUGAGAACAGAAGCAAAAGAAGCUUCCUCUGAGAAGGUAAGAGAAAGGAAUGACCCGGCCGCUGUCUGUAAGGCCAUUUCCAAACACUCUGUUGCUUUUUGACAAAGAAGUCUUUUUGUUUCUUAGAUCAGUCCUUUACAAUAAACUGCCGGUUGUAUUGUAAUGUGAUAGACCUAGAAGAGAGAGAAAUUAGUCAUUUAUCUUUAUGAUUUUAAAGAUUUCUAAGAUUUUUUGGUCAAACGUCUUUUUUUGGUAUCUCAUCUAGAUAUUUAAGAGAUUUUUUUUUUUGUUUGUUUUUUUUUUUUUUUUAACCUGAAAACACACAAACGUUGUAUGGAAGCUUGUGACUUUUUAUCUCACAAUUCUGGCUUUUUUCCUCAGAAUUGCGAGAUAUAAACUUGCAAUUGUGAGAUAUAAAGUCCGAAUUGUGAGAUAUAAACUCGCAAUUAUGAGAAAUAGUCACUUUUUUAUCGCAUUUGCAAGUUCGUCUCAAAAAUGUGACUUUCUUUUCUCAAAACUGCAAGAUUAUAAUCUUUUUUUUUCUCAGAAUUGGACUUUAUAACUCACAAUUGCAAGUUUAUAUCUCACAAUUUUGACUUUAUUUCUCAAAAUUACCAGUUUAUAUCUCACAAUUGCAAGAAAAAUAGUCACAAUUUUUAUUAUUCUGUGGUGGAAACUAGCUUCCAUAACAUUGGGAUAAUUUUGUAAUUCUGAAGUAAAGUGAAGGGCUUUUUCUACUUUCUUGUACAAAAUUGUAUGUUUAACUGGGAAGCCAUGUUUAUGUAGAGUGUUUUACCAGCUGAUUCAGUAGUACAAAACAUGUCUAUGCAAAUAGUUAAGACUUUGAUUAAAAGAAAAUCUUGACACAA
This is a messenger RNA of Megalobrama amblycephala (Wuchang bream), 2919 nucleotides long. RefSeq names its product CD82 molecule b (gene cd82b). Gene Ontology annotation, cellular component: membrane. The transcript has 8 exons. NCBI's taxonomy places the organism in Eukaryota, Metazoa, Chordata, Actinopteri, Cypriniformes, Xenocyprididae. The coding region runs from base 295 to 990 and encodes 231 amino acids. The record is from RefSeq and is a predicted model, not a curated record.